CACACACAAGCUACGAUGAUCGCAAAGGUUCAGUCUCUGCUCGAGCAGCUUAACGGCGCGCUGAACGUCGACGCCGACACGUACGACUACGACUUUAUCGCCGCCCUGCCCAUCACGCCGCACGACGCGACGAGCAACCAGGGCUUCAUCCACCAGGCUAUUACCGACGAGCGGAACCGCGAGGUCGUGGAGGCGACGGCCAAGGAGUUUGGCGCGCAGGGCUGGGAGGUGGUGUAUGCGAACUGUGUCGCGCGCAUCGCCGCCAAAGUCACCCCGCUCAUCUCUGGCCGCGUGCUGGCCCAGACAUCCCCUUCGAAUGCCUACGAUGAGGACUACGUGUACAACCACGCCAAGCUGUACGCCGCCGCGUUCAACGCGGCCGGCAUCACCAACGACCGCUUCUGCAUCAAGAUCCCGACGACCUCGGCGGGCGUAGCGGCCGCGAAGCGCCUCAAGGCCGACGGCAUCGCGACGCUCGGCACCGCGCUGUUCUCUGUCCCGCAGGCGCUCGCCGCCGCCCAGGCAGACAUGCACGCGAUCAGCAUGUACCUCAACGAGCCUGGCGCGCACUCUAGCGCUGACCGCUGGCCGGACGUCGCGGACCCCGCGACGCAGAGUCCCAUGGCGAAUCGUCACAUGCAGAUCCGGGCCGCGUACGAUGCGCGCCGUAAGGCAGGACAGCACGCACCGCAGAUGAAGACGGCGAGCUACAUCUCUGCGGCGGAGGCGCUCGCGUCGACCGACCUCGGCGCGGACCACAUCACGAUCGGCGCGCCGAUCCUCACGGACCUCGCGAGCAGCGCCACGCUGCCGCCGUACAAGAAGGGCCUGUGGAAGGUGCCCUUCGCGCAGCAGGGGGACCGGGAGCACUGGGCCGCGUGGACGCCGGGCAAGCCGAGCGACGCGCGCAUGCAGUCGCUGCUUGCCUCCGACCCCGUGUCCGGCGCGGACUGGAAGCCGACGGACACGGCACUCGACUACACCGCGCCGGGCGUGCUCGACGCGUUCAACGAGAAGGAUGAGGCGACGCGUACGAGGCUGCACGCCGCGCUGAGCCGCUUCUCGGAGCAGGAGGCCGACAGCAGAAAGUUCCUGCAGGCGCUGAUUUGA
Messenger RNA from Vanrija pseudolonga, 1110 nucleotides. RefSeq names its product Transaldolase (gene tal). Gene Ontology annotation, cellular component: intracellular anatomical structure. Lineage: Eukaryota; Fungi; Basidiomycota; Tremellomycetes; Trichosporonales; Trichosporonaceae. The transcript is spliced from 2 exons. Gene Ontology annotation, molecular function: transaldolase activity. The coding region runs from base 16 to 1110 and encodes 364 amino acids. Gene Ontology annotation, biological process: pentose-phosphate shunt, non-oxidative branch; carbohydrate metabolic process. The record is from RefSeq and is a predicted model, not a curated record.